Molecule: messenger RNA, 3021 nt
Organism: Symbiodinium sp. CCMP2456
Lineage: Eukaryota; Dinophyceae; Suessiales; Symbiodiniaceae
Source: the annotation of a GenBank genome assembly
AUGGACCUAGUUUUAAUAGGACAGGUAGCCCUUCGAAGCAUGGCUCUUAAGCUCGUGGCUCUCGCCACGCUGGCUUCUGCACACAAGCCCGUCUUCGACUACACUUUGGCCGUAAACUGUCCGAUCUGCAGACAGUACGGGAACAGCACGGUGAAGGAGAUCUACAGUACUCCUGGUGUUCAAGAAGGUGUACACUUCCAGCUUCACAUGGGCAUCCGCAAAGGACAGGACGGCAGCUACGAGUGCGUGCUAGAAGAGCCUGGUUGCCCCAUGACGCGAUAUUUCCUUUGUGCACAGCGAGAGGCCAACAGCACAGGCGCAGACAUCAUGAGGUUCCUAAACUGCUUCAACGAGAGCCCGCUCGUAGAGCCGAAGGACAAGCAAGCGCUGGUCGCUCGCGUGCAUGGCUGCAGCUCUCUAGCCAGCAUCGAGGUUCCCAAGGUGGAGACCUGCAACGCGGAAAUGGGCGACGAACUCCUUGCAGAGGCUGAGAGCUACUUCGUCACCCGCUUCCCCGAGUUUUCCAAACCCGGUCCUGGACCCUUCGGCGUGCCCCAUGUCUUCAUCGAUGGUGUGCAGGUGGGUCCUCACGGGUAUGCACGCCUCGCCAACUACAGCAAUACCAUGAAGCUGCUGUGCGAUGCAGGGCUGGAAGCUAGCGCCUGCCAGCAGGCGAAGCUCUUCGACGAGGAGAUGCAGGUCUUGCAUACGACGACGGAGGGCAAGUUCUCAGGUGGAGCUUUGGUGAAGGAGAUUAUCGUGCGGGCGAAGCACCUGGAAGGCUCCAGUAACCUGAACCUCAAUGUGUACUAUCCUGGUACCAGCGAAGAGAUCCUCGGGACCACCACAGUGGGCUACAUUGAUUCCUUGGCAAGCGAGCCCAAAACUGGUGGUGGCCGUGCCAUGUGGGACUUCAUCUCAGGCAUGAACUUCAUUUGCAUUGCCUGCCACUCGAUCCUGCUGCAGAAGACAGUGGACUUUUGGCAGGCUCGUGGAAUGCAACACAUGGAUCCAUCCAGCGAGAAGGAUUGCAACGCUUUUCGACAGCUCGUGAUGGUCCACACCAUGGGCAAGGUCGUCUGCGAGCUGCAGGACCUUCAGGAGGCGCUGCCGAAAAGCAAGCUGCCUUUAUUUGUCUGGGUUCCUUCCCGCUUUACGGAGGUGGACUCAGACCUCCACGCCAACUACGUCUUCCGCCCCGACGAGGGGGCGCAGGCUGACAUCAUGCCACGCAUUGGCAUCGUUUUCGAGCUUCGCCACUGUGACACAAAGCCUGGUGAAAUGGUUUGUGUGCGUGGCUCCUUGGAAAGGCUGGGAAGCUGGGAUCUCGAGUGUUCCGACUAUGGCUUGCUCCACCUGCAGACGGAUCCUGCAAGGUAUCCCAGAUGGACGUCGCGCACGCCCAUCUGGAUUGACACAGCGGACUGCACACCGAUCACCGGCAAGGCCUCGAAGGACGAUCUGAGGCUUCGCAAGAACACUUCCAUCAGCUUUCAGUACAAGUAUCUCAAGGACCGACGCUCCUUCGUGAAGGACCCCUCCGAACAAGACCUCGCCUAUGACUGGGAGGUGGCGGUGCCCAAUCGAACGGUCUCCGUGACCGUCGAAGAUGGAGCCGUCUUCGUGGUCAGCGACGAAAGCUGGAAUCGCCUGGGGCAGACGGUCAUCACGCAGAUCCGGAGAUCCAAGGAUCAGAAGAAGCCCAGCUCACCACAACCCGAGCCGGCGAAGGACUGGGCGAAGUGGAGCUUCAUCCUCAGUCCGCGGGGCCGGGAGGACAAGGCGGAGGUUCAGUUCCCGAUUGAGCAGGAGUUCAGUGCCCUUGACAGCAGCAAGGCGAAGCAGCAGAGCAAGUUUGUAUGGCUGGAGAAGCAGUCGGAGGCGUUGCAGCGAGAGAACGCUUUGCUCCGACAGCGUCUUCACAGCCUUGAGGCGGUGGUGAGUGAAUCGCAGUACGGACACCUCCUGACGCCGCAGAUCACGCCGGAGAGUACCGACAUUACGGAUGCGGUGUCGCCUUAUGACAGUGAGAGUGGGGCGGCGCAGUCAGGCAGCAAUAGCCUCCUGCGAGAGAUUUCUUUCUCCCCUCCCCACUCACACGGCAAGGAGAAACGCGCCGCUGUCUCCCUCGCGACUCUCGAGGUUGCAGGGGAGAUGACGGGGAAAGCCGCGGCCAUCCGCAAAAGUUUCCAACGGCCGAAGCUGUGGGUCACAGGCUUCCGCAUUUCUGCCAGAGGCUUUGGCUGGUGCCUGGCAUCCUGUGCGGGAGCUGCCAACAUCAUUGCCUUCAAGUGCUUUGGCCACUAUGCCUCUCAUGUGACUGGCAGCACAUCCGCCAUGGCCUUUCGCCUGGAAGGCUAUCAUCAAGGCGAGUAUGGCUCCGAGUCCUUGAAAGAGGCGUGCUCACUGGUCUUGUGCUUCCUGGCGGGUGCAUAUACCUGUGGAAUCUUGAUUGACAAGAACCAGGUGCACUUCCUUGGGAAGGCUUUCUAUGGGAUGGCUCUGGUGCUGAAUUCUGCUUUGCUGGUUUUGGCCGCUUUUGUCCCUGGCCGACUGGUGCCAACCUGCUUCGUUGCUGCUGCUUGCGGCUUACAAAAUGCAAUGUGCACAUCUCACUUCGGCGCCAUCAUCCGCACCACUCACGUGACAGGGACGGUGACAGACAUCGGAUCUACCAUGGGCCGCAUCAGCAUGAUCUGGCUACGAAGGGCAAUCAACCGAACUGCGCUCAACGAUAUCGAUCGUGCGGAGAUUGCGGUGGAUACUCAGAAGCUCGGAAUUUACAUGGAGAACGUCAUUCCGGGCCCCAAGGCCCUUCUUGUGCCGGCUUCGGUAACUGGGUCAAUCGGACUUUUCUACAUGGCUUGCCGCCAGCUCCUCAAGGUUGAGCUGGACAAGGAGAUGGGUCACAUGAUAGAGGCCCUCCAUGAAGUGGAGGCAGACUUCGAGAAUGUCUGCUACCAGCAGGAGGGCCGCAGGUCGCUGGAUUCCACGCAGCUAGCGGUGCAGUCUGCGACGUGA